This is a messenger RNA of Juglans regia (Persian walnut), 935 nucleotides long. RefSeq lists its product as uncharacterized. The record is from RefSeq and is a predicted model, not a curated record. The transcript has a single exon. Bases 164 to 781 code for a protein of 205 amino acids. Lineage: Eukaryota; Viridiplantae; Streptophyta; Magnoliopsida; Fagales; Juglandaceae.
GCCCAACACUCCCCAGCCAAUUAUCCAUACAAACAAUCACCUUCUAAUCUCCUAGCACCAUUCAGUAAAAGGAUUAACCACAACAAUUUUCGAAACUCUGUAUUGUAUACACUGCUCGAAACAAAAGAAAGAGCCAGAGAAAACGAACCAACAGGUGUAUCAAAUGGCACCAGCAACUAAGCAGCCAAGCAACGACGAAGAAUCGGCGAUUUUGCACUCCGAUGAGCUCCGCCGGAAGAAAAGGAUCAAGUGGGCCAUAUAUAUUACUAUAUUUGUUGUGUUUCAGGCCAUAGUCAUCGCUGUUUUUUCCGUCACUGUGUUGAAAGUGAAGACCCCAAAGGUGAGGUUGGGCACGGCUGUGACGUUCCAGAACGUGAGCACUAGCACUCAACCAUCGGCCUCCUUUGACAUAAGCUUCACAACCCAAGUUAGGGUUAAGAACACCAACUUCGGUCCCUACAAGUAUGACAGCGCCACUGCCGCGUUCAUGUACGACGGCGUGACGGUGGGUGAGGUUACUAUUCCUAAAGGAAAGGCUGGGAUGCUUUCGACUAAGAAAGUUAGUGUUAGUGUUAAUGUGAAUUCAAAAGCCCUGCAAAGCACAUCGAAUCUUGGAAGUGAGUUGAGUAGCGGGAUCUUGACGCUGAGAAGCCAUGCCAAGCUCAGCGGGAAAGUGGAAUUGAUGUUUGUGAUGAAGAAGAAGAAGUCCGCCGAAAUGAACUGCACGAUGGGCAUCAAUUUAGUUUCACCGAAUGAGCUCCGAUAUUUGAAGUGCAAGUGAAAACUUCAGGCUGUUUUAGCAGUAGUUUUAAUUCCUGUGUUCACUUCUUCUGGUUUUGCUCUUAUUAUUAUAAUUAAAUUUCGUGGGAAUACAUGUAUUUUGACAGCAAUUUUCCGAGCGCAUAUACGAAAUAAAAAAGGAAAUGCAAGAAAAA